This is a messenger RNA of Fusarium odoratissimum NRRL 54006, 216 nucleotides long. RefSeq lists its product as uncharacterized. NCBI's taxonomy places the organism in Eukaryota, Fungi, Ascomycota, Sordariomycetes, Hypocreales, Nectriaceae. Bases 1 to 216 code for a protein of 71 amino acids. The transcript has 2 exons. The record is from RefSeq and is a predicted model, not a curated record.
AUGGGUCUGUUGGUGGGACAUCAAUCUGCUCUCAUCUUGACGCCUACCAGAUCUGUGCCGGCCGCCCCGGGCCUUGGCCUCCCGAGCAACAAAUCGGAGCAUGGCGUUGAGCCUGGAUUUUCAGCUUCAGCCUCUCAAAUUCAGUCGACUUCGAUCCUCCAAAGCCUCGUCUCAGACAAUGCCACAAGCGAGCACGCACUACUGCCUGACAAAUAA